Molecule: messenger RNA, 2425 nt
Organism: Cebus imitator (Panamanian white-faced capuchin)
Lineage: Eukaryota; Metazoa; Chordata; Mammalia; Primates; Cebidae
Exons: 2
Coding region: 19-450 (143 amino acids)
Source: RefSeq, a predicted model, not a curated record
CAGGCGCCGGGGCGGGACAUGGAGGGCGGGGGCCGAGAAGGUGCUUUCUCCCCCGCCCCAGGGCACACGUCAAGGGAGGCGGCGGGCGGCCGGCAGGGCCCGUGUUGGAUCGAUGACUCGGCCGGCGGGCACGGUCACCUGGGUGAGGGGCAGCGGAGGGGACGGCGGAGCACCGAUCUCACAGAUGGGCUCCAGCGGGCUUGCGGGAGGGGGGCGCCAGUGUUCGGAAACGUUUUGGCGGCUACGGCGUAUUGGCCGGAGCUGCGGUGCUCGCACUCGCCUCGCCGACAGCCAUUUCACAUCAAACAGAGAAGGCUGGGGCAGCCGCGGAGACGGUUUUUCACUAGAAAUUAUUUUAAUAGAGAUGAGGUUUCUCACUAUAUUGCCUAUGUCUCAGAUUUCUGGGCUCAAGUGAUCCUCCUGCCUCUGCCUCCCAAAGUGCUGAGAUAAUAGGUGUGAGCCACUAUGCCCUGCUAAAUUAUUCUUUUUGAGACAGGGUCUCACUCAGUCUCCCAGGGUGGGGUGCAGUGACCCAAUCUCAGCUCAUUGCAGUCUUGACUUCCUGGGCUAAAGCAAUCCUUCCACCUCAGCCUCCUGAGUAGCUGGGACUUCAGACAUGCAUCUCUACACCCAGCUAAUUUUCAUAUUUUUUUGAGAGACUGGGUUUCACUAUGUUCCCCAAACUGGUCUUGUACUCCUGAGCUCAAGCCAUCCACCUGCCUUGGCCUCCCAAAGUACUGGGAUUAAAGGUGUGAGCCAUAAUGGCUCCUGGCCUCAAGCUAAAUUAUUCUUUGUGUCAUCCCUUUUCUUUCCUUCACUCUUAGAUAACUUAAUUUUCUUAAUUACUGUAGGGCCAAAUGUCUGAAUCAUUUAGUCCACUGGUCCUCAACCAGGGAUAAUUUUGCCCCCCAGGGCAAAAUUAUUUGGCAAUAGAUAUUUGGCAGGAUAUCUGGUGGCAUUUUUUAUUAUCACAUCUUACAAUGCAGAGGGCAGCCCCUGCAACACAAAGAAUUAUCUGGUCCAAAGUGUCAAUAGUGCAGGUAUUGAAAAACCCUGGCAUAGUUUAAAGUAUAUUUUUACCCAGCCCUUCACCCAGUCUCUUGCCUUUAUGAAAUCAUGAUGGAAAAGAGACUCAUUCCCUUUCAGAGGGAUUUGGAAGCCCUAAGUAAAUAUGGCAAACUUUGGAGGCAAUUGCUGUCAACCAUACAAAGUCCCAAAAGGCUUUAUGCAGGUUUCCCCAAUUUCUCCAUAACACCUGCCUGGGUACAAGGUAGGCACAUAAAUAUUUAUUGCCUAUAUGAUUAACAAUAAAAUAUUUCUUGGCCAAAAGGAAUAUUUUAUUUCUUUUAUUUUUCUCUCUUUAAACCAAAGGAAAGUCAGAUUUACCAUGUGGUGAGAGGUGAAUUUCCUGAACAGAGAUCUUUAUUCUUUUUACCCAAUUAAUUUACUUAGUUACUCAGAGAAGCAAAACUUUCUGAAACAACUCUCCGACUUCUGUAAAUUAGCAAUAAUAGUCUUCAGGGAGGGACCAAUGAGCCUAUAAAUUAAAGAUGAUAUUUGAGGAACAAAAAAUAAAAGAAACUCUUAGAAUAGUGCAAUAUUAAAACUGAUACCUGAGUUCUCCAGGACCCUCAUUUAAAUUAUAUAACUAGAAUUGAUAUUGGAGCAUUUCCAAUGGAUAAUAUUAUAGAUAGAUAGGAGGAGACCAAACACACAGAGUAAGGAUAGAUAAAAUUCCCAAUUUAAAUAAUUAAGAUUCAAAGUCUCAGAAGCAAGGUAUCUAUUUGGACCCACGUAUCUCAGGGUAGUUUCCCCUGGCCCCAAAGUUCCCACAGCAUUUUUAUAUUCACAGUGUAAAUCACAUUCCAGAAAAACUUCCACUAAAAAGCUCUUUACUAAGACUAGGCAGGGUGGCUCAUGCCUGUAAUCCCAGCACUGUGGAAGACCAAGGUGAAAGAAUUGCUUGAGCCCAGAAGUUUGAGACCAGCUUGGGCAACAUAGUGAAACCUUGUCUCCCAAAACAGUAAAAAUUAGCCAGGUGUGGUGAUGUAUGCCUGUAGUCCCACCUAUGCAGGAGGCUGAGGCAGGAGGAUUGCUGGAGCCUAAGAGGUUGAGGCUGCAGUGAGCCGUGAUCACCACUGCGCUCUAGCCUGGGUCACAGAGCAAGACCCUGUCUGAAAAAAGCAAACACACACACACACACACAAACUUCGUUAUUGACAAUGGAUUCUCCUAGAUUUCGCUUUAUUUUACAUCCUCAUUCCAGAGGCUAGAAAAGGCUAUUUAUUCUCAGGUGUGUAAAUAUACGUAAGUCCUUAUAUUUCUUCAUUUUCUCAAAAAAAAAAUGUAUUUUUCCAAUUUUAAAAAUUUUAAAUACAUAGUAUGGAAAGUAUGAAAGACAAUAGAGAAAAAUAUAGAACAUUCA